CUCGCUCAUUCAUCGUGACCGCACUGACUUACUGCAUCGGCUCGGCGCAGGGAGGGCGGCGUCGUGCAUCCACAAUCAAAACUAUAACAACAGGUUGCAGUCAGCGCCGGCGCUCAGUCUCCGCGCAGACCCCACGCGCCACACGCGACCGACGAAAGUGAAAAUAGCUCGAUGAAAAUGACAGUGCUCUUAGCGUUUUGCAUGCUCCUCGGAACCACUGCGGCCAAUCGUAACGAUCAAAUCGAGAAAUACGGUGAAACAGUGCAGACCUAUCAACUGGAUGUGCCCGGAAAAGAUCCCAUCACUAUCAUAGAAACGCUCACUGAUAAUAAGAAAAAGGACGCAUCUCUCGAUCUUAACGAAGAGGAUUUAGAUGUAAAGAAUUUAAUGACGCAUAUUAUUCACGAUGGGGAUGGUAGUAGGCCGCGAUGUUAUGGUCCCUCGUGCCAAGCGGGAUUCGACGGAGAAGAAGGACCUCAAGAUGGCACAGAAGACUUUACGCUGGACGAAGAAAAGUUGAAGAAUUAUCCUGAAUUUUCUAAGGAUCGUUUACAAGCUAUCAAUGCUUUAGCUGCGAAAUUGAAAAAAGAGAAAUUAAAAGCUGAUCGAUAUCAUUACGUAGAGAACGACGAAGAAGAGGAUGAGGAUAACGGAAAGGUUUACACUACUUGGAAUAGACUAAAAGUAAAGCAACAUAAACAUCCUUUUGAUGACAAAGACGGCUGGGUUACUUUAGAACCAGUGGCUUGGUCUACUAGUAAAAUAUCAAAGUGGAAACCUAAUGUGAAGAAACAGAAACCGAAUCACUGGAACGACGAUGACAAUAGAUUUCCCAGUGACGACCGAUAUACUUCUUAUCAGGACGUUGAAAAUGAUUACAGCUAUACACAGAAAAGGCCUAAUGUGAAGCGACCAGGAUAUAUAAACAAUAAACUGCACAUAAUAACUAGUUCGGAUUUCGAAAGUGAAGUGCCUUCGAAACCGACAUGGAAUAAAGUUCACCAAACAUCUUAUCCGUCUUCCUGGUCACCGGAUGAAGGUAGGAGGCCAAACAAACCUCACAAUUGUGACAACGAUGACAAGAACAACGACGACGACGCCCCAUAUUACGGCAUGUCUGAUUCUGUGUUAACUGAUAAUCGUCCGACGCAUUUUCCGUACGAGUACGAGGCUUUGCAUCAAGCCACAACACAGAAGCGACCGUACCGAAGGCCGACACAGGUCGUGUACGCCGGCUCUCCUGAACUUGAGACAGACCGCGGGUCGAGGCCUCCGCACGGCGACGGACAAUGGGUGCUGCUUUCAACAACAAAAGGUUACCGUAACAAGAAACGUCAGCGAUCGAUGAAUCUCAACCGACCUAUGAACGGAGACGAGCAAAAUGAUUUCGGUUCAAUGACCUCGCAUCAAUCCGUGUCAUUAACAGUGUUGCCCGUUGACAACGCGCAUACGAAUAUGACGACGUCUCACGGAGGUCUUUUAGAAGUGGAAAAAAGUUUCGAAACAGUGGAAGAGUCAAAGCAAGCCAUGGAUAAGGUACAGGAUCUAGAUGUGUCUGCUUCUCAGAAUAGGCCUGUGAAGACUAAAGUUAUAAAGAGAAGAGUUUCUGCUAAUGUGUCACCUGAUAGCUCUACGAUAUUGGCGGCUGUAGGGGCUGGUAUGGUGCCAGCUACAAUGGCGAUGGUAGUGCCAAUGAUGCUGGGAAAGAGAAGGCGGAGAAGAACUGCUGAUGCGUCGGAGAAUCCCAGUCUAGACGAUCUAUUCCAUAAGUAUCAAUAGAAAUGCGAAUACAAUUUACAGACUGAUAUUGAAGAUUAUUUAAUCAAGCAUCAAUUAUUUAUUACGUACGUGAUAACGAUGCAGUAUAUAAAUAAUUGAAAAAAUGUUUCGCAUUGAUAUUGUAGUUGUUGUAUAUGAUUAAUUUAUUAUAAUAAUUGAUAAGUAUGAUAUGAUUGAAAUGCUGUGAUUGUAAAUUAAAAUAUUUAUUUGCCUACUGCUUGAAUGAGUGAUUUCUGGAUUAAAUUUUUAGUUAAAUUGUUUUCGUUAGUUAUUGUAAGAUAGUUAGGGUAUGUUUAUAAAAAA
This is a messenger RNA of Chilo suppressalis (striped riceborer), 2082 nucleotides long. The record is from the annotation of a GenBank genome assembly. NCBI's taxonomy places the organism in Eukaryota, Metazoa, Arthropoda, Insecta, Lepidoptera, Crambidae.